Messenger RNA from Paramuricea clavata, 1191 nucleotides. Lineage: Eukaryota; Metazoa; Cnidaria; Anthozoa; Malacalcyonacea; Plexauridae. The record is from the annotation of a GenBank genome assembly.
AUGAAAGAGUCAAUGUUAAAGCCUGUAAGAAUAGAGGCUGGUCUUGGCGAUCCACCCAAAGAAUAUACAAACAAUGACCCAGAAGCAGCGAAUUUUAUGGUGAAACAUGCCCUUAAAUUUGACUCAAAACGACCUCAUGAGUUCAUUGGUGAAAUAAAGAAUCUUAUCGAGACCCAAUUUCCAAAUGAAGAUCACGCUGUUUUUGGAAAAGGGCCAUAUGAAAUCCGUCCAGAAUUUCAGCACUUGGCAGUAAAUGACCAGCAGUGGAGCAAGCUCGGUAGUGAAGAGAAAAUGCAUAAACUUAGCAAGUAUUUAGAGAGUGGCAUGGGGGAGAAGAGGUUGUUGGAAAAGCAUGACACUGCCACAAAGGAAUCGGCUUCGGCGUCUGUAGCCAUGCUAUUGCCUGUAACAGCAUCUACCAGCGGCGUUACUACCGUGCCAAAGCCAAUUUUAGGUGCGAUGUUCGACAAAGCUAAUCGCCUGUUACAAGCAUCAAAUCACGUGGUCCCAAAACCAGGUGCAUCAGACGGCUUGUUCAUUGUUGCUGGUCAUGGAAACACUUUCCACGUUGUCACUCCAGGGAAAGGUAGUUCGCUCAAAUGUGAUGGAAACUGUGUCAACCAUUCUACGAGCAUCUGUGAACAUGUGCUGGCUGUUGCACAAGUCCGGGGGACAUUAAAAGAGUUCCUUACUUGGUACCAAAAGUCUAAAAAAGGUCCGCAGCUCCUCGAGAUGGCCUUAGACAGUGGUCCAAAGAAUGCGGGUAAGAAACCUAGCAGCCGUAAAAGGACCAACAAGAAAAAACCAGCUGUGACUCAAGUAACUGACCUUUUAAACCCGAGUGGUUCUUCGCCAAUCAGCCAUCCUGUUCUAACUGACGUUCCAGUAGCCAUGCCACCUGCCUUUCGACCUGUCGUUCCACCUGCUGUUCCACCUGUCGUUCCAUGGCCACCUGCCAUUCCAUGGCCACCUGUUGUUUCACCUGUCGUUCCAAAUGCCGUACCUCCUUUUGCUGAUCCAGGGAGUGGACAAACCCCCUUUCUAAGAGCACCAUUAUCCAUACCACCAUUCCACCUGCCUUUCACUAGCCAUUCCACCUGCCUUUCGACCCUAAUUUUCCUGGUGCUAGUGCCCUCAUUGUACCGAGUGAAUUCACUGCACACUUUCGAUUGGAACACAUCCGACUGUUAA